UCUGGUAAAGAAGUGGUAAUUCCACCUACUUAUAUAAGAACUAUCAUUUUUACUUCUGAUAUUCACUUCGCUAUACUUAGUGCAAACAAAAAUCUAACAUCAUCUCCAAUUCAGUUUUAAAUAACUGGGUAGGUAUUGCAAGUCAGUAAAACUGUUUCGAUAAAACGAUACAAGUGCGACCUUAAACAAUGUUCUUGAUACUAGUUAUAAUUCUUCUCACUGCGGCCUACUUCUACUCGGUGAGGAACCACGACUACUGGAAGAAACGAAACAUAAAGUACGAGACGCCAUUACCUCUGCUAGGUAACUGCGCCCGAAGCCUCUUCCGACUGCAGAGCCUAAUUGACCUAAGCAAUAACUUUUAUAAUAAAUACACAGACGAAAAAGUUAUAGGCUCCUACAGAGGCACCACACCAGAACUGAUUGUAAGGGACCUGGACUUGAUCAAGAAAAUUCUGACGGUUGACUUCCCGUACUUUUAUAAUCGAGGCAUGUCCCGGAACGUACAACUCGAGCCUUUGUUUGGGAAUUUAUUCCACGCAGAGGGAGACAGGUGGAAGCUGCUGCGCCAGCGGCUGACCCCCGCGUUCACAACGGCCAAGCUGCGCGCCAUGUUCCCGCUAGUGGUGCGCUGUGCUGAGAGACUGCAGGAUGUAGUGACGGAGCUGGCGAGCCGCGGGGCCACGUACGACGCGCGCGAGCUGAUGGCGAGGUUCACCACCGAGUUCAUCGGCGCCUGCGGCUUCGGCAUCGAGAUGGACACCAUCAAUAACGAACGCUCCAGAUUUAGAGAACUCGGGAUAAAGAUCUUUAAGGGUAGCUUAAGGGGUCGAAUCCUUUUACCGAUAUGGGAAUUAUUUCCUGAAGUAAGAAAAUUUUUAAAAGUUGAAACCGAUGACGUCAAAAAUGUAAUAAUGGCUAUUACAAAACAAAUUCGUCAACAAAGAAAUUACCAACCAAUAGGACGUCACGACUUCGUUGAUCUAUUACUAGAAUUGGAAAAUAAAGGUACAAUUGUUGGAGAAUCAAUAGAAAAAGUGGAUAAAGACGGAAAACCUGAGCUAGUGGAGUUAGAAAUGGACUUAAAAUGCCAAGCGGCGCAAAUGUUUGUUUUCUUCGUUGCUGGUUUUGAAACAUCCUCUGUAGCCACCAGCUUCACUCUUCACAUUCUGGCAUUUAAUCCGGAAACACAACGCAGGGUGCAAGACGAAAUCGACACUGUACUGAAGAAGUUCAACAACAUACUCUGCUACGACGCCAUAGCUAACAUGAAUCUCUUGGAUAUGGCAUUUCAAGAGUCUAUGAGGAUGCUAUCCCCUGUUGGAGUUCUGAAUCGAGUUUGUGUCAGAGAAUACAAAAUCCCAGAACUCGGCAUCACACUCGACCCUGGCGUGAAGAUUCUGAUCCCAGUGCAUGCCAUCCACAUGGACAAAAAGUAUUACGACAACCCCGAGGAGUUUAGACCAGAAAGAUUCACGCCAGAAGCAAAGAAGAUGAGACACAAGUUUUCGUAUUUACCCUUCGGAGAAGGUCCACGAUCGUGUGUUGGCGAGCGUCUAGGCCACAUGCUGUCCUUGGCGGGUCUGGCAGCAUUCCUGCACAGGUUCACAGUAGAACCUGCAGCCAGCUCCCGACGAAACCUCAAACUGAACCCCUGGUCACACACUUCGCAGAGCGUAGCCGGGGGUCUGCCGCUCAACUUCAAACUUCGAACACACACAUCUUCCUAGCGGCAUCCUGUUUUCACAUGGUCCGCUUAUAGGGACAAUCAUAAAACACCUCCUUUACAAAGUCUAUGCUAACAUUUAUCAACGGUUUCUUCAACUGUAACUCGUUUUCUGACUUAGGACUCCCAACCAUCGUAUAAAUCGGAAGCGUCAUCCCCACUACUCAACAUUUAUUGAACGAUGCGAAUACAUGGGGCGAUAUCGAACGACGUUGCCAGACUUCGUUCGACUUUGCUAUAAUACGAGUAUGCUCUCCAACUAUAUAGCAAAGUCGCGAGAUAGAACGCUUUGCGAGGUGGAGCGAUGUCGUACGAUGUCUCCAGGAACACGGAGGAGGAACUUUCUCGAAUCUGCUAUACGGAUUCAUGUUUGCUAUAUCGGCCACUGCAUCCUUCGUCGUGAUGUUACAAAUUAGUAAUAGGGUAUUUGACUGGGUCAAAGAUAAAUUAUAAAAUGCUAAUCUAAAAAUAGAAGCCAAUCUAAGAUGAUCAAAAAUAAAUUUCAUUUUACCUUUCCACUUAGUUUCGAAUUUUAUUUAUGAAUCAGGUAACUUAAACAAGCACAAAGUUCGACCGCUUUUAUUGAUGACGUCAUAGGACAGUAUUUCCAAACUCCAAAGAAAACUUUCUCAUUGGACUAGGUUGACAAGUAGCCUAUUGUGCGGGCGGAGUGAUGUCCAGCUAGCUAUUUCAUAUAAAUAAUAAUAAUAACGUCAAAUUCUAAUUUAAAAUUUAAAUUACCAUGUUACAAUGCAUGUUUAGUGGUCAUUGUUGUUAUGUAUUGUUGACUGGUAAGUAGGUAGGUACCUGUUACGAGUAGGUAUACUAAUAAAGAAAGAAUCAGUAAUGUCAUAUC
Molecule: messenger RNA, 2582 nt
Organism: Pectinophora gossypiella (pink bollworm)
Lineage: Eukaryota; Metazoa; Arthropoda; Insecta; Lepidoptera; Gelechiidae
Product: cytochrome P450 6B2-like
Exons: 2
Coding region: 189-1730 (513 amino acids)
Molecular function (GO): monooxygenase activity; heme binding; iron ion binding
Source: RefSeq, a predicted model, not a curated record